AUGACCACCAGCUCAAACCGCCCCCAACAACUACCAGCGCACUUCAUCCCCCCAACCUCCCCCAUCGACCUAACCCGACUAACCCCCUCCCAACAAGCCAUCUACAACUGUCUGCGCUCCCAGGGCUGGACGGACACACACUGCACGACCUGGCUACGAAGCACCAACCACAUGCAAGAGUCUCUAUCGGGGUGGUUCCGUGCUCAGGGCUGGAGUGAGAAGCAGCUGCGGGCGUUCCGGGAGCGAUGCGAGGGGGAGCUGCCGGUUGGUGUUGCGCCGCCGGUUACGGGGUCGGAUGGGUGGCAGACGGAGUUUGAUUUGCAGAGUAAGUUGCUUGGGGAGGCGGGUCGGAGGAAGAGGGUUGGGGAGGAGAUGGGGGUUGGGUUUGGGGUUGGCAGGAGAGGGUCUAGGUAG
Molecule: messenger RNA, 414 nt
Organism: Aspergillus pseudonomiae
Lineage: Eukaryota; Fungi; Ascomycota; Eurotiomycetes; Eurotiales; Aspergillaceae
Exons: 1
Coding region: 1-414 (137 amino acids)
Source: RefSeq, a predicted model, not a curated record